This is a messenger RNA of Talaromyces amestolkiae, 654 nucleotides long. RefSeq lists its product as uncharacterized. Gene Ontology annotation, molecular function: iron chaperone activity; ferric iron binding; ferrous iron binding. Gene Ontology annotation, biological process: iron incorporation into metallo-sulfur cluster; intracellular iron ion homeostasis. Bases 1 to 654 code for a protein of 217 amino acids. The record is from RefSeq and is a predicted model, not a curated record. The transcript is spliced from 2 exons. NCBI's taxonomy places the organism in Eukaryota, Fungi, Ascomycota, Eurotiomycetes, Eurotiales, Trichocomaceae. Gene Ontology annotation, cellular component: mitochondrion.
AUGCUCUCUCGAUCAACACGAGGUACCCUCCUCCGCUUGCGCCGCAGCGCUGCUCCAACCUCUCCCUCAAGGUCACGCAUUCUCGUUUCCCAACAAUCAAUUUCCCAUCAGCAAAACAAACAGACAAUUUCUCAACGUCGCACCUUCCUCUCAACCCCCGCGAUCCGCAAGGGCAUCACACCCGACUCCUCAGACCCCAAAGCUCCAAACCCACAGUCCAGCAAUGCCGCCGUCGCAGCUGGUGCUACUCACGUAGUCGAGGCAACACCGUUAUCGGACAAGAAUUACCAUGAAGUAGCGGACCAGUAUCUGGAAGUUCUGUUGGGAGAAAUAGAGCGAACUCAGGAGGACGGGUCGGAGAUUGAAGCUGAGUACAGCGCCGGCGUUCUCAACGUCGUCGUUCCCGGCAUCGGCACAUACGUCCUCAACAAACAACCACCAAACCACCAAAUCUGGCUAAGUUCGCCCAUCUCGGGACCCAAACGCUACGACUGGGUUAUUCAGGGGGACCAAAUGCAUGAAAAGCAGGAUACGAGAGGGUUUAUUAAUGGUCAAUGGAUCUAUCUGCGCGAUGGCUCGAAUUUGACGACCUUGUUGAAUGAUGAGUUGACGUUGCAGUUGCCGGAGGAUAUUUACUCUGCGGCUGAGGAGUGA